Aspergillus wentii DTO 134E9 is the source of this 1984-nucleotide messenger RNA. Its product is annotated as C2H2-type zinc finger protein. The coding region runs from base 71 to 1795 and encodes 574 amino acids. The record is from RefSeq and is a predicted model, not a curated record. Lineage: Eukaryota; Fungi; Ascomycota; Eurotiomycetes; Eurotiales; Aspergillaceae. Gene Ontology annotation, biological process: regulation of transcription by RNA polymerase II. The transcript has 2 exons. Gene Ontology annotation, cellular component: nucleus.
CUGAAAUCUCCAUUUUUAAUGUUAUUUUUACAUCUCUAGGGCCAAGCAUCCCCAGGGGCUCUGUUGAGCUAUGGCCCAAAAGCGAAAAUCCGUCUCAGAAGGGUUGCAGACCCCUAAAAGAAUCCGGAAGCAAACGGUGCUGGACAACGCCGACCCUAUAUAUGAGGAGGUACAUUCCGAUGCGGAGUAUCAAUCGGCUGAUGAUAUCAGCGUCACAAGUGAUACCCUUCAUGAAACACCAGCAACACCGAUUUCAACGACUUCAACAAGAUACCCAUCCGAAUUGAAAACCCACCUUUGCCCUUUUGACGGCUGCACAAAAGCAUUCAAUCGGCCAGCGCGAUUACAGGAACAUUUGCGCUCGCAUAAUAAUGAACGGCUUUUUCGGUGCACCCACGAUGGCUGCGAUAAGACCUUUCUGCGGACAACUCAUUUGAACCAUCACAUUAAGAGUGCCCACACCGGUGUUCGAGAUUAUGUGUGUGACCGUCCAGGGUGUGGGAAGAGCUUCGUGACUGGAUCACGACUCCGUCGGCAUAUAGCUGCCCAUGAUGGAAGAGACAAGUACCGUUGCACGGAGUAUCCUCCUUGCGAAGAGACGUUCCGGAAACACUCGACACUCCAAAAACAUGUUAUGACGGUUCAUUUAAAGCAGAAGCCCUUUCAAUGUCAACAUGUAGACCCGAGUACCGGCAAGAAAUGCUCAAUGGCCUUUGAGACGGCUGGUCAUCUCCGGGCCCACGAGAGCAGAGUCCAUACAGAAAGCCGGUUCACUUGUGCGGAAUGCUCUCAACACCAUGAAAAUCCCUCUUCUACCGCAGACGGCAACUCAGUCUCUCACGCCGUUUCAUUUCCCUCAUAUGCCCUUUUACAAGCACAUAUCCGAUCUGUCCACCCACCACAAUGCCCCAACUGUUCCCUCACAUGCUCAACAUCCCGAGAACUCCGCCGCCAUCUGGAAGUCGCCCACGGCGACGUAAGCCUCGAAGAACGAAAAGUCUUCUCCUGCUCCGUCCCCGGCUGUGACCGCAGCUUCACCAAAAAAGGCAACCUAACUGUCCACGUCCGCACCGUUCACGAGGGCGAGAAACGGUUCGCCUGCGGUGAAACAGACCUCUCCUCCUCCAAAAAGGUCCCCGGCUGGACAACAGGCCAAGGCCAAGGAUGCGGGAAACGAUACGGCAGCAAACUCGCACUAGAAGAACACAUCCGCACCUCACACCUGGGCUACCAAAACGCCAAAGCCGAACGUCGCCAACGACUCGGCCACUCCAAACCAUCUACAUCGACUAAAUCAUCCAACACCCCCUCCACCCUGGCCACGCUCACCGGCCACGGCUACGCCGAGGAAACAGGUCGACACAUCGCAUGCUUUAUCGAUUCCUGUCCGCACCGUUUCCACCGCGACUAUGAUCUCUGGGUACACAUGAGCGGGAAACACGAGUGUUCCGAAGACCAUAUCCGUGACAUGUUCAUGCAGCGCGCCCUCCUGGCAGACGGGGACCAGCCCAGUGCUGGUAUUCUCGGAAUCUACGGCCUCGAGUUUGAUAACGAUAACCCUUCCUAUGACCCCUUUGACAUGUCGCCUACUGGUGGUACCCCUCACCCGCAAAACGCAGCCGUGAAGGCAGACGCGGAUAACUACGGACUGGACGCUCUUGCUGAUGGUGAAUCGGAGUUGGGCACUGGCGCCGAUAUCACAAUGCAUGGAGAUGUUCAUUCAAAGAUACCCAAUUAUGAUGACGAUAUGGCGCUAAUUGAUCCUGUUCUGGCAUAUAAUCUGAUGGAUGAGUAAAGACAAGGGAAAAGAUAUACUUUGCAUAUUUCUUAGAAUAUUAUAUGUCUCGGGGUUUAAAUAUUAUAAUUACGUUCAUAAUGAACAAAAUGAUUUCUCAAUUGGCUGAAGAACUUUAUGACAUUUCCAGAGCUCAAUGUACGGUACUUUGUAAAUGUACACGACAUCUGACAUGAUAUAUCACAAAUC